CUUCCACGCGCACCCUUCCAAGUCCCAAAUGUCGAAGCACCCAGCGAAGACUAGAGCGGCAAAACCCCCUCCACCCACCUUUCUUCGAUCGCCGACGCUAUGAGCGACUCUCGCGAAGAAUCUCCCGACUGGCUUCGAGCUUUUCAGGCACCAAGUCAGGCUUUCUUUACACUAUCUUCGGCAUCUGAGUCUUCCCCAGAAGGUAGCCCAACAAGGUCUGAUCAUACCCGCAAAGAACCAAAGAAACCUCCAGAGGAUUCGAUUCUAAUAGACAGUGGAGAAGAAAGUCCGGUCAUCAAGACCAAAAAACAAAAGACUGUCAGAACUAAACCUAAUCAAAAACUAAAAGAAGACACCUUGGAUGUGCAAGAUGAUGGACCGGUGGAGGAAGAUAUCAGAGAGAAACCUUCUGGACCUACUAUCUCGUCAAGGUUGCCUCUGGUGUUCCCAGACAAAGUUCAACGUUCAAAGGCACUGGUUGAAUGUGAUGGGGAUUCCAUAGACCUAAGUGGAGAUGUGGGUGCUGUUGGGCGAAUAGUAAUAUCAAAUGGUCCUGCUGGAAACGAGGAUAUGCUCUUAGACCUAAAAGGGACCUUAUAUAAAUCAAUGAUAGUUCCUUCAAGGACGUUUUGCAUCGUUAGUGUUGGACAAUCAGAAGCAAAGAUAGAAGCUAUCAUGAACGAUUUUAUCCAAUUGGAGCCUCAGUCUAAUGUGUUUGAAGCUGAAACAAUGAUUGAAGGAACACUUGAUGGAUUUUCGUUUGAUUCGGAAGAGGAGGCAGAUAAAUUGCCUAAAUCUUCUGUUCAUCAAAGCGAUCAAAAAAAUGGAAAAGGAGACCAACCAGAUGCGAAGACCAAAAUCGAGAAGUCAUCGGGUAUGGCACAUAAGAAGGCAAAAAGUACUGCAAGGCCAUCCAAGAAAGCAGCAAAGAAGUCUCAAGUUGUAAAGAAAACAAAAAGGAAGAAAUGAGAUGAACGUGUGCUUGGUAUAAUCUUGUAUCACUGCAUCCAACACUAGUUACUACUAAUUAGCUGGAAACAGGAAAAAGUGGGGUUGGGGGGCGGCAGGGGCAUUCAUUUUUGUUUCUUUCUCCCUCCUCUUCUUCCUUUUUCGGCCAACACGCCGAGUUGUUUUAUUGUCUUGAAUUCCAGACAGUCACAUGAACGGCUAACAGGCUAUUGGAAUGAACCGCGGAGGGAUAUUGGGCCUCACCUACUGGCUUACCUAGAGAAAGGUUGCUAGAAACUUGGUAUGAGUGAUUUGUAUCCUCUAAACUGUCCAGAAAUCUCUUUUUAUACACUCAAUGUUCUCGAUUCCAUG
Messenger RNA from Elaeis guineensis (African oil palm), 1320 nucleotides. RefSeq lists its product as uncharacterized. Gene Ontology annotation, molecular function: double-stranded DNA binding. Gene Ontology annotation, biological process: DNA endoreduplication; chromosome organization. NCBI's taxonomy places the organism in Eukaryota, Viridiplantae, Streptophyta, Magnoliopsida, Arecales, Arecaceae. Gene Ontology annotation, cellular component: DNA topoisomerase type II (double strand cut, ATP-hydrolyzing) complex; nucleus. The record is from RefSeq and is a predicted model, not a curated record.